AUGGAUGAGGUUCCAUUAACCGAAGGAGACCAGACCCGACAUCUCAAGAUCGGCUCCAAGCUAACCGAAGGAUUGAGAAGAAGACUGAUAGACUUCCUCAGGUCUAAUUCCGACUGUUUCGCUUGGUCCCAUGCAGAUAUGUUUGGGAUCGAUCCGAUGAUCAUCAUGCAUAAGCUGCAGGUGGACCCCCUACAUCAACCUGUCAGACAAAAGAGACGGAAGUUCGCCCCAGAAAGAGAUGGGAUCAUCAACGACGAAGUCAAGAGCCUGCUCGGCGUGGGGUUCAUUCGCGAAGUGCUGUACCCAGAGUCGUUAGCCAACAUCGUAGUGGUCAAGAAAAAGAAUGGGAAGUGGAGAGUCUGCAUCGAUUUCACGGACCUCAACAAGUCAUGUCCAAAGGAUCCCUUCCCGCUACCUCAUAUUGAUAAACUAGUGGACGCCAGUGCGAGGCACCAGCUGAUGAGCUUCAUGGACGCGUUCUCUGGCUACAAUCAGAUACUUAUGCAUCCGGAGGACCAAGAGAAAACCUCCUUCAUGACGUCCAGAGGGAUCUACUGCUACAAGGUCAUGCCCUUCGGCCUAAAGAACGCAGGAUCGACCUAUCAGCGACUGGUCAACAUGAUGUUCGCAGACCAAAUCAGAAGAACCAUGGAGGUCUACAUCGAUGACAGGCUAGUCAAAUCCCUGGAAUCAGAAGAUCACAUAUCUCACCUACAGAAAGACUUCUCCACCCUCAGCAAAUAUAACAUGAUGCUCAACCCGGCUAAAUGCUCAUUUGGGGUCAGUUCUGGCAAGUUCCUCGGGUACAUCGUAAACCGGGGCAUCGAGGCCAACCCGGAGCAAAUCAGGGCCACUCAUUCGAUCCUUUCCCCGAAGGACGUCAAGGAGGUUCAAAAACUGACGGGAAGGAUGGCAGCCUUGAGCAGAUUUAUCACCAGGCUCUCCGACAAAUCUCACGCCUUUUUCGGAACUCUCAAGAAUCUGAAGGAUAUCCAGUGGACGGAAGACCACCUCGAAAAACUGGCCUUAGCCCUGAUAGUCACUGACCGCAAGCUCCGACCCUACUUCCAGGCUCAUCCAAUCGUGGUUGUUACCUCCUUCCCUGUAAAGUUGGACCUCCACAAACCAGAAGUCUCCGGACGCCUAGCCAAAUGGGCCGUGGAACUAGGGGAGUACGACGUAAUAUUUCGACCCGCCACGGCUAUAAAGUCACAGGUCCAAGCAGACGUCGUGGCUGAAUUCUCCCCUGCCUUGCUCCCAGUUCUGGUGCAUGAGGUACGCCUCCAAGGCGAGAUUAAGGAAGAAGGAGAAUGGAUCCUACACGUUGAUGGAUCCAGCAACGUCAGAGGAGCUGGAGUAGGGAUAGUGCUUACCUCGCCAAAAGGGAAUAUAGCCUCAAGGGCCGUGAGAUGCAACUUCAAAGCAACCAACUACGAAAGCGUGUAUGAGGCCCUAAUCGCUGGCCUAAACCUUGUUCACCAAAUAGGGGUAGAGAACAUCCAGGUCUUCGGUGACUCCCAGCUAAUAAUUAGCCCGGUACAUGGGGAAUAUCAAGCAAAAGACGACAGCAUGAUCCAGUAUCUGGCGGUCUCUCAACGACUAAUCAAGAAGUUCAAGAGCUGCAAACUCACGCAAAUCCCCCGGGAACAGAACUCACAAGCCGAUGCCCUGGCUAAUCUAGGGUCCGCCCUCGAAACGAAUAGCCAGAUGAGUAUCCCCUUGCUCGUGCUUCAAUGGCCAGCUACCAUGGAGGAACCCCCAUCAGAGGAGGUCUCCGCUGUCGAAGAAGGAGAAACCUGGAUGACCCCCCUGAUCCGGUACCUGGAGGCCGACAUCCUCCCGGAAGACCGUAGCGAGGCCAAAAAGAUCAAGAAGCUGUACCGGAGGUCUUUCUCUGGCCCGUACCUAAGGUGUGUCACACCCCAAGAAGCCGCUAGAAUCCUUGUAGAACAACAUGAAGGAGAUUGUGGAUCCCACUCUAGCGGCAGAAGCUUGGUGUUCAGAGCCAGAAGGGCUGAUUACUAA
Messenger RNA from Brassica napus (rape), 2025 nucleotides. RefSeq lists its product as uncharacterized. The record is from RefSeq and is a predicted model, not a curated record. Bases 1 to 2025 code for a protein of 674 amino acids. The transcript has 2 exons. Gene Ontology annotation, molecular function: nucleic acid binding; RNA-DNA hybrid ribonuclease activity. NCBI's taxonomy places the organism in Eukaryota, Viridiplantae, Streptophyta, Magnoliopsida, Brassicales, Brassicaceae.